ACAAGUUAAAAGAUUCCACUAAUUUCAUUGGUAAAAAGAAACCAAUGGAAACGUUCAUUUUGAAGGCUCCAAUAACAUUUGCCGUUAUCAACAUCUGUUCACAACUUUUGACAGCUGGGAGCAUUGUCCAAUUAGAAUUAAUAACGAGUCAUACAUUCGAAAACAUCUUAUUGAUGAAAGUAACUUUUCGUUUUUAAACAAAAAUUGCAUCAGUUUUCGGCUAAUAAUAAAUUAUCUUAUAUUUGUGCUGCUGCAUUAGCUAAUUCUAAAUUAAUUUUUUUUUUAUUAUUUUUUGUUAAUAGGAUUUGAUAGUUUUUCUUUCUGAAGUUUUUUUGAAUUCGAACACUUCUUCGACGAAGUCAAGGUUUCAAAACGCCUUGCAAACGUUUUCAAAAACCAACAUGUGAAAGGUGGAACAAUGACGUUAAUGAAAAUCUCAUUAGAUUUUGCUUUGUCAAUAAGUUUCUAUAGCAGAGGUUUCAUAUUUUACUUUACUGUAAGGUUUCAUAGUGCACAGCGAACACAUCAAAAUAAAAUACAUUAGGUGUUUAAUUGAAGAAAUAAGAGUAAUAGUUGUUGAAAAUGGAUCCUGGAAUCCUUUGUUUCCACCAUUGUGAUCACAAAGUAUUUUGUACAAUUAUCCCAGAACAGUGCCCAGUGUGUAAACAAAAUUUGGAUAGAUAUGACUACAAUCUAUUGCCUUUCAGGGUACCUUAUCCUUUUGUGAAAGCGUCCCAGCAUCCUCGUGCAAUUGUAAUGAAACCUACACACGGUGACUUUUUAAACGAUUAUUACAAUUCCAAAGACUUGCAUAUAGGCGUGACCAAUUCCCAUGGUUGUGUAGUAGAGUUUAGUGAAAAAGGAAUACGAGGGGUUGAUAACGCUGUGAAACAAUGGAGUGAUUUUGACACGAGUGCUGAUUGGGACCAAUGUCUUCUAUUGGAACAAUUUGAUGAACUUUGGAAUGAAAUAUGGGACAGUGUUCUUUUAAAGGUGAGUCUGAGUCCAUUCUGGCAGGCAGACAAAUAUAAUGAAGAGAGACACAACUGCUUCACCUUUGUGUUAACAUUCCUGAGAGCUCUUGACUGCGGGGAGCUUUCAGAGAAAGCCCAUGACCCCAAACUCUUCUGUAAGCAGUAUGUGGUGCCAAGAACAUCAGCGGCUGGAAAGUAUAUUUCGUUAUAUAGACAGCUUAAGAGGCAGAAUUAUUUCAUACAGAACCAAUGAUAGCCUAUGAGUAUCUUUUAAUCUAUGUAUUUAUUUAGCACAUAUUCAGUAUUAACUGUGAUGUUUUUAUAUUUAGAUAUAAGAUUUGUUAAAUUAAAACGCAUUUACUGUAGACCAAACGAAUUUUUUCUUUAUUUAAAUCAUUUAAUAGUAAUGAUUUAUUUUUGUUCUUUUUGCUUGGAAAAAAGAUCUCAAAUGCGAGAAUGUUAUUUGGAAUUGAUUACAGGUGUUAAUUUAAGAAAAUGUAUUCUAUAUGUUAUCAGUUCAGUCAAGUAUUUUAGAAAGGAUUUGAAAAUUUUUCAUCUGGGAUUUAAACAGAUGUCAGUAAAGGAGUGGGCUCAGCUUGUUUUUUAAAAAUCUUAAAUAUUUAUAAUUUUCAAGGGUCUCAGACUAUUUAUAUACAUGAUUAAUUUAUUUAUUUAUCUCAUCAGUGUUCAAUAGAAUUAAUGUCUUGCCAGUUAUGCUGUAGUCAUAGAUACUAUUAAUAUAUAAUAAAAACUUAUUUGUAAAGGAAAAUGAUUCUUCACUCAAACACAAUAACUAACUGGGAUUAACAUAUCUUAAACUUUUGUACUUUUUUAGUGAAUAUCUAAAUUGUAGUUAAUAAUAGUUAAUGUUCAAUUAGCCAUUCUAUAUAUUUACAUGUGGUUCAUUGAAAACAAUGUGUCAUUCUUCUAAGUGACGUGCUAGUAUUGCUGUGUUUCUUACUAACAGAUUGAGUCUGAAUUGGGUUGAAUUUCUCGGUGAUGAAAAAACAUGUGAAGAAUUGGAGCUAAAUAAUUAAUAUUGUAUUUAAUGAAUUUGGUUUUUGAAAUGAUAAAAUCAUGUGUUUGUAAUUUAUAGCUUUUGAAAUGUGGUGUAAUAAUUUCCUUGAAAUGCUAUCACAGUAUAGGUACAUACUAAAUGUCACCAAUGUAAUGUGUAAUUGCUUCCUUUUUUAGACUUUUUUUUUACAGGUCAUAAUUUAUUUAAACUUCAAAUAAUUAAAUUAUGAUCAGCUUUUUAUGUAGUAUAUGCUCUAGUACUAUUCUCUGUUAAAAACUAUUCACAUGACAUUCAAAAAUUUAAGUACUAGCUUUACUGAAAUUUUGUAAGGUGGCACUAUUGUAUUUACAACUGUUCCCAAACAAUCUUUUACCUAAACAGCAGCAGCUUGCCCUGGUAGCUGGUUUUGCCGAUAUCCAUAAGCAACAGUGACCAUGACCAUGAUGGUUUUGGAAAGUUCUUGUUUGUUUCUUCUAAGUAUACUGAUGCAUUCAGAUUGUGAUUUCCAGGGACACCACUUAAUGCGGGCUAAGAAAGAUUGAUACAUUUCUAUCUUUAAAAAAAUAAUCUGAUAAUAAGUAUAAAAUGUUAUUAUGAAGCAAUAUGUUCAAAUUUAAAUAUCUGAAAAUAAUUGUCCUGACUUAAUAGUGGAUAUGUUAUGUAUAAUUAUAUUAUCACUGUAGUAAUUUCAAUAUUAAUCUUAUGCCGACUAAUUGAGACUAUGGCGUGAAUGUCAAUGUGAAUAGAAUUCAGUGUUAGAAUUGCUUCAUUGUGAAUUGUUUGACCUUUACUCCUGCGCCAUUCCAAAACUUUAUGUAUUGGCCUCUCUAAUAAUAUUACCUACUUACCUUGCGGUCUUCAGUAUCUAUUGCUUAAUAUUACACCAUUAAGGAACUAAAGGAGUUGUGUUUGAAAUGUUGAAAAGCCAGUAUCUAUAGUUUGUUUAUAUCCUCAACAUUACAUUUUGCAGAAAUAAAUUGAUGACACAUCAAGUUUUGCAACAUUUAAUAUCGUCUCACUAUAGAUACGAGCAUCGGUUCCUAUUCUUAAAACUGAGACUUCAACUUUAAGAACAUUAGAAAUGGAUCUCGAAGACAUUUUUAGGUGCUAUGUGUCUAAAUAAAGUAUUUGUUAACAUGAAAA
Molecule: messenger RNA, 3135 nt
Organism: Bombyx mori (domestic silkworm)
Lineage: Eukaryota; Metazoa; Arthropoda; Insecta; Lepidoptera; Bombycidae
Product: MKRN2 opposite strand protein
Exons: 4
Coding region: 583-1227 (214 amino acids)
Source: RefSeq, a predicted model, not a curated record